Messenger RNA from Vanrija pseudolonga, 2334 nucleotides. RefSeq lists its product with no specific name. The transcript is spliced from 7 exons. Gene Ontology annotation, biological process: retrograde transport, endosome to Golgi. Gene Ontology annotation, cellular component: Golgi apparatus; membrane. The coding region runs from base 173 to 2263 and encodes 696 amino acids. NCBI's taxonomy places the organism in Eukaryota, Fungi, Basidiomycota, Tremellomycetes, Trichosporonales, Trichosporonaceae. The record is from RefSeq and is a predicted model, not a curated record.
AUUCACUCGACGUGCCCAUCGAGUCUCGUCUCGCUCAUCGCACACUCUGGUCCUCGGCGCACACUCACAGCUGCAGCAGAGGUAUCACAGCUCCCGCCACUCCAAAACAGCAGCCCGCGGUUGCGUCUAGUCGUCACCAGCUCAACUUCAACCCCGGCGCCAACGCGACACAAUGAGGCUCUCACUCCCGAUCGCAGCCUUGGGAGCGUUGGGCAUGGCGAGCAGUGCCCUCGCUUACAAGACCAAAAUCAAAGACACGGACGAGUUCCGUGAGGUAUGCACCGGCAUGUACGGCGGCAAGGACGCGUUCGUCGAGGUAUCGUUUGACGGCUCCUCCGAGGGGCAGGUCUCGCUCGUCAUCUACGAGUGGGAGGACGCAGGCUUCCUCGGCGCGCACGAGAACGGCAAGGACACGCUCGUUGACCACCCAAAAACGUACAUCUGUACGACGUCGGCCUUGGGCAACGGUCUGUGUACCACUGAUCAGCUGGGCCAGUUCAUCAUCACGCUCCCGCCUGGACGCACUAUCAACUCGACGUCCAUCUUCACCGCCGCCGUCAAGUUUGACUCGCCGCCGCCGGGUAGCAACAGUACCAAGCGUGCGGGCGGGAAGUGGCCGCCAGAGGCCUUGGCCGACCAGGACAAGGAUAAGAACGAUGCUGAGGCCGAGUCGGACAUUGGUGACCCGCCCGCCAACGGCGGCCACUUGAGCGGGCCGGCAGAGCAUGCUCCGCAGGCCACGCAGGAUGACGACCCGACGCCGUCGACGCCAGAGGUCCACAAGCCUGUCGACGACGAGUUUGCCUCCAAGCCCCAGACCCAGACUCAGACCGGCGGGUCCUCUGGGAGCGGCGGGGCCGGCGGCAGCAUGGUGUACAUGGCGCCCAUCCACUACCUCGUCCCCAAGACGGGCUACUACUGCGUCGGCGUGGUGCCCAUCACCCUGGUGAGCCACGACCGCAGGGUCGAGGAGCGCCAGAAGAGCAACGUCCACGGCGCGUACAGCGGCGAGGUUCUCUUCCGCAACCAGUUCCAGGGCGAGCUCCCCGCGUCCGAGUACCCCAAGAUUGGCUUCUACGGCUUCCUGUCCAUCGUCUAUGUCCUCCUCGCGAUCGGCUGGGGCAUCCUCUGCGCCAAGCACUAUCAUGAGCUGCUGCCAAUGCAGUACUACAUCUCGGGCACGAUCGUCUUCCUCGUGAUCGAGAUGCUUGCGCUGUUCGCGUACUACCGCUUCAUCAACAAGCACGGCCAGGGUGGCGGAAGCACGGCGUUCUUGAUCCUCAUCUCGGUGCUCAACGCCGCACGCAACUCGCUGUCCUUCUUCCUCCUGCUCAUUGUCGCCAUGGGCCUGUCAGUGGUCACCCCGUCGCUUGGCACGGUCAUGCACCGGGUGUGGCUCCUCACCGGCUUCCACUUUGUCUUUGGGGUCAUGUACGCCGUCGGCACCGUCAAGGUCCAGAUUGACAGCGCGGCGCUCAUCAUGGUCAUCAUGUUCAUCUUCCCGCUGGCCCUCACGCUCACCGCGUUCCUCAUGUGGAUUAUCAUCAGCCUGAAUGGCACCAUCCUGCACCUCCAGCAGCGCAAGCAAAACUUCAAGCUGUCCAUGUUCCAGAACCUGUGGCGGAUUCUCAUCAUGGCUGUGAUUGCCGUCGCGGCCUUCUUUGUCAUCUCGUCCAUCUCGCUUUCCAACCGUCUCGACGAGGACUAUGCGCCUAGGACUUGGAAGUACCGCUGGGUGCUGCUGGACGCGUCGCUUGCGCUCAUCUACCUCGCCGUGUUUGCGUCCAUUGCGUGGCUCUGGCGUCCGACCGAGAACAAUGUUCGGUUCGCAAUGUCGACCGAGCUGGCGCAGGACGAGGCGGAUGCCGAGGACUAUGAGAUUGACGCCUUGGCUCAGCACCGGCCCGAGGGGCUGUCGCUCGAGCCGGACAGCGAGUACCAGCACAUCCACGGCGAGCCGGGCACCGAGGACGAGCGCAAGCGGCUGUACGAUGGCCCGUCGGCGAGCGGCGGCGGUGGUGGAGCCCGCCGCGAGAUCCACGACGACAAUGUCGUGUUUGCCAUGGGCGACGACUCGGACGACAGCGACGACGAUGACCACGAGGGGACUCACCUCAAGAAGGCGGGCGAGCGCGAGCGCGACCGCAGCCACAGCGGCCAGUCGAGCCGCCGUUCGAGCGGCAGUGCCGGGCGCUUCCGUGACAGCGUGAGCGUGGAGGAGGAGGAGGUGGAGGUGCGGCGGCCAAAGGACAAGGCGGAUUAGGAGUGUCGUUGGCGUGUCGUAGGAGGAGGCGUAGCUUGAAUACCAUCUGCAUGCACAUAGAGUUUGGCUUG